Molecule: messenger RNA, 4117 nt
Organism: Pocillopora verrucosa
Lineage: Eukaryota; Metazoa; Cnidaria; Anthozoa; Scleractinia; Pocilloporidae
Product: forkhead box protein J3-like
Biological process (GO): regulation of transcription by RNA polymerase II
Cellular component (GO): nucleus
Molecular function (GO): DNA-binding transcription factor activity, RNA polymerase II-specific; RNA polymerase II cis-regulatory region sequence-specific DNA binding
Source: RefSeq, a predicted model, not a curated record
GUUACGGUUGGCAAGAACGCCAUUGCAAUCAUGGCGGACCUCAACAGUAGCCUGACAGCCAUGGACUGGCUACCAAAGCUUAGUGUUGGCACUGCUUUGAACACUGCCAACAAGAUGUCGAACAACAAUAACGAUCCAAAUCGGGACAAGAGUCCAUUUCGCAAACCGCCGAGCUCACCGCUCGAUCCGAACGCGACUUUAGACGAUGAGGAGGCACAACAACACAAAACGCGCGAAAGCAAACCACCAUAUUCUUACGCAAACUUGAUCACUUUUGCAAUAAAUAGCUCACCGAAGAAGAAGAUGACGCUGAGUGAGAUAUAUCAAUGGAUCUGCGAUAAGUUCCCGUAUUACAAAGAAGCUGGAAACGGAUGGAAGAAUUCGAUCCGACACAAUCUGUCACUCAAUAAGUGCUUUAUGAAAGUGCCCAGAAGCAAAGACGACCCUGGCAAGGGUUCAUAUUGGGCGAUAGACCAGAAUCCACAAGAUGACAGUGCACAUUCCCGGCAAAACAGGAAAAGACGGCCAAGCGAUUCUAGGUUAUCUCCAUAUGGGCCUGAAGAUGGUCGUGUCUCACCAAUUAGCCCUCAGUCCUCGCCAUGUGGAUCACCAUCAUCUCCAACAUUAGCCUCGCUGCAUGCUAGUGCAGGAUAUUAUGGUUCGUCUCCUACUAACCAGGGUUUCCUGGGAAUGUCAGCUGGGAUAUCCCCUGGGUCAUCGCCUAACACUAAUGUAGGUGGAUUUGGCGCCUCACAGAGCUAUGGAGAACCUCCAAGGAAGAUUUUCCCAGAGGUUGCCUUUGAAGAUCUCAGUGCAUCAUUUAAAAAUCUUUACAAAUCUGUUUUCGAUGCAUCACAUGGAGGGGACAGUUAUGGUGGUGGAAGUAUAGGUGCCAGUAUCUUUGCAGGCAGCCAGAACCUAGCUGCGUCUGCACAACUGUCACAGCAGCAACAACUUCAACAACAACAGCAGCGUCAACAACAACAACAACAACAGCAACAACACCACCAGCAGCAACAACAAAAUAAUCUACUGCAAAAUAUGGAACUACUCUUGGAAAGCCUUAACACUAGAAGUUUUCAAAACUUUGACCUUGGUACAUGGCAAGUCUUGAUGGAAAGUAUGAAAUCUGCUGAUCUGCAAAAUAUGGGAGUGGAUCAGAAUCAGUGGCAGGAUUUUGCCUUUUCAUUUAGUCAAUAUCUUCACCAGCAAGGCUUUAUCCCUGAUUCUAACUCCAUGAGGGGAAUAAGCCCAUCCUCAUCCAACAGUAGCAAUAUGAUGGGCAGUCCACAAGGAAUGCUUCAAGUAAGCAAUCCCCAGUUUACAUCUGGAGGCUCCCCUUUACAAGGUUCUCAGCAUAGUUACAGCAGUUCGGCAAGUUUUAGUGGCAGUUCACAGCACUCCAUCCCAGGCAUCAAAGUGACGUCAAUUAAUAAUCAACCCACAGUGGGUCAGACUGGUAAUCAGCAUACAAUGAUUGGGACAAGAGCACCAGCGCUAAUGGAUGACGAUGAGGAUGAGGAAUUUGACUGGGAUUCAUUGCUAUGAGUCUGUAUACAGGUAGCAGGGUAGCAACUGUGAUAUUUGUAAUUAUUAUUGGGAGGGAAGGACAGAAGAUGAAGCAAAGUUCAGGAAUGGAAAGCAUUCAUUGACAUAACAUGUUUUUUAGAGUAUGUACACUAGUAGUUUAAAGUAAAAAUUAUUUAAAUAUGAAAGGUGAAAUGGCUUUUAAACAUACCUUAGAGAUGUAGGGGUGGGGGGGGGGAGGUAAACUUCACCAUCUAGACAAACCCAACCCCCCCCCUUGAGAAGUGUGGUUUCCUUUUUAUCCAGGACUCCUACAAAAUUAUUUAUUUUGACUUGGAUGAAAAGGAACAUUACCAUUCUCAUUGAGGAAGUGCUCAAAUUUAUUAUAGUGUGAGUAUUCUCUGUGAUUGUAUUGGACCAAUUAGUAAUAUGCAAGUAUUUGAAUUAUACUCAAAGUUUGUUCCUGUAAAUCCAACAAAAAAAUCCUAUUCCCUCUCAAAGUUUUGGAUGCAAGGUCCAGGGGCCUGUAGCAAACUUCUUCAAUGUCUACGAUGAUGAUAAUAACUUUAUGGACGAGCCCUCUCCCACUUACAACUUCUAGGUUUACAAUUAUGAAAAAAGUAUCGAGUAUCACCAAGAAACUGUGGUGAAUGAUAAUGAUGAAUCAUGACCAGCUAAUGUUGUGACGUUUUCUCUAAGAGAAGAAUUUACCUUCAAUUUGAAGGUAUGCUGUUUGACAUGCAUCAAACUUCUUUUGAUGACUGUGUCACAAUAGUAAGAAUGAAUGACUGGUUAUAGCAGUUUUUUUUAUUUUUAGCCGUGACAAGAAAUGGGUUUUACAUGUACCUGCUUGUAGUAUCAUCCUCAAGACACCUCAUAGAAGUAAAGGUGUUAUUCUAUUUACCGACAAUCUCUUGGCCCACUCAACUGCUUGUUGAUUUUUAUUUUGUUGCAGACUGGGUGCAUUGUUCAAUGAGGGCUCUGAAAAAAUAUUUUUAGGGGUUGCUGUCCCAAAAUUAUCCUUAAUUGAGCCAUAUACAUAUGCCAGGGACCCAUGCUGGGUAUUUUAAGGUGCAUUUUUUGAGAUUUGCUCUUGUGUUCUUACCACAUAGUUUUAGUUGCAAGUCAAUGUGAACAGUAUCCUCCAAAUAGAAUCUUUAAAUUGUGAAUAUUAAAACAGAAGAUGUCUUUUGCUAGUUUUUAAUUCAGUUUUGGUAGGACUUAACCUUUGUAACAAGACUGCCAUGCCCAGGUAACUUUGGCAGUGAAAAACCAAUCAUGUUGCACCCAAAUAACUUAGAAAGUUAGAAAGGGCAUUGACUGUUUCAAGUGUCAGAAGGUAAAAAUACUUCAUUUCAGGUCUGUAGUGUGAUUGGUUCCACAUUGUCAUUAGGUGUAUGUGGUGAUCUCAUGUACAUUUAACAAUAGUAUUGAAGGUGCAGUUGGAAUUUAGUCUCCAUGGUGACUUCAGAUCAAAAGCCAGAUUUGUAUAUGCAAUUGCAUACAGUGCGGAACACACUAGGUGACAAGUCCCUGAGAUGGGUAUCUCUGUUAAAUGGUUUUGUGCAUACUUCUUCCAAAUCAUGCAACUAUGACUCCUAUUAUUACAAUGAUUAUCACAAGAAUUCCUGUUAGAAUUUGUGCAAUGCAUAGCAGCUACAAAGCCCCGUCACAGACCAAAAUCUCUAAGUCACUGCAAUGUCCCCGCAAUGUGUUACAGCAGCUUCCUGCUCACCUUUGGUAACUAAUUAUAGAUAGCUGACCCUCACAAUCAUACCCUUAUCACACACAAUGAAACCAAGCAUGUUUAUCAUGUGCAAUAGUUUAGAAUUUGAGAAUUAACACUGUUUGUAGAUAGAUUGCCAAAUAUUCAUAGCAAAGUCAGUAAUGGGGGUAUGCAAUUAAAAAGCUGCCCCCAAGAGUCAUGGAAACCAUUUUUAGGGUCUAGCCAUGUGUAAGAACAACUUUCCUUUGUGAUAUUGUUUCACCCAGCCAGAGGAAUGUAAAGCAUAAUGCUUAGUGUGUUCCAGCUUUGAUGUAUAAUUAAAAAAGGGGAAAAUUUCACUGGAGAGUUAGCGGUCACCCAGAGCCUUCUUUCAAGCACUUUGUCAAAGGACCUGUGUCUUCAAUGGCAGUGGAAAAAUUACAAUCACCAGACUUGUUAACUGCACAGGAAACUGUUAGAAACCCUGAAAUGAUCACAAUAUUUAGAUGACAAUUUCUUUUCCUACCAAUUACUUUUUUUUUUUUUAAGGUGGUUGCCAUCUAGGAUAAAGGUCCAUUUUAAAUACAGGUUAAAUUAACAGUUUCCCCCUCUCUUUCCUAUCUGAGGGGCUAUGAUGAAACAAUACAAAAGUAUUAAUAAUAUAUUACAGCAUGUGUUGUAACUAGGACUUACCUGAUAAGUUUAAUAUUGAAAAUUGAUCAACCUGUAGUCCAUAAAGAGGUAGACUAGUGUUUUGUGAUGUUUAUAUUAUUUUGUACAUACAUGCACAUUUUUUCAUAUUUUUAUCCAUAUUUCUUACCUUUGCAUAAAUAUGGCUUAGGUUUCCAUCAUAAUGUGGUGAGGUGUAAAAUUAUUAAACACACA